AUGGUGAGCUGCCGCCUUCCUUUGCUUUGUGGGUGUUUGUCUUUACUUCUGAUCCUCGUCUACAGUGAGGAGUCAGUGGGAAUCAGGUCAGCCGAGGCUUCAGAUAACAGCCAAGAAGAAAAAGAGUUGAUUGAAGCUUUGCAAGAAGUUCUGGAAAAACUCAAGAGUAAACGGAUCCUCCCUCUGGACAAGAAAUUGGGAUGGGUGCCCUCGUGUGAUGCUGGUGAGCAGUGUGCCGUGAGGAAAGGGGCAAGGAUUGGAAAACUCUGCAACUGUCCAAGGGGAACAACCUGUAAUUUCUACAUCCUGAAAUGUUUGUGAGCGAGAGAGACCACAAUUUGAAGGAGAAAGAACUCAAGAAAGAAGAAGAGUAAUAAAGAUAAUUAGAGGCAGAGUGAGAAAUGAGACCUCAGUAAUGCUUUUGCUCUCUCUCUCUUUCUAUACUAAUUAACAUCAUUCAUCUUCAAAUAGAUUCUUAUUCCAAUAAAAGGGACAUUGUACUACAAAA
Bombina bombina (fire-bellied toad) is the source of this 508-nucleotide messenger RNA. Its product is annotated as cocaine- and amphetamine-regulated transcript protein-like. The transcript has 3 exons. NCBI's taxonomy places the organism in Eukaryota, Metazoa, Chordata, Amphibia, Anura, Bombinatoridae. The record is from RefSeq and is a predicted model, not a curated record. Bases 1 to 321 code for a protein of 106 amino acids. Gene Ontology annotation, biological process: cellular response to starvation; G protein-coupled receptor signaling pathway; adult feeding behavior. Gene Ontology annotation, molecular function: neuropeptide hormone activity.